Messenger RNA from Thlaspi arvense, 867 nucleotides. NCBI's taxonomy places the organism in Eukaryota, Viridiplantae, Streptophyta, Magnoliopsida, Brassicales, Brassicaceae. The record is from the annotation of a GenBank genome assembly.
ACCUGUUUAGAUAAAAUCAUAGAGAGAGAAAUAGAAAAAAAGAAAUGGGAAGAGGAAGAAGCUCAUCGUCUUCAUCGAUAGAAAGCAGCUGCAAAAGCAACCCAUUUGGUGUCUCUUCGAGUAAUACUCGGAACCUAAGCACGGACCUGAGGCUUGGACUCAGCUUCGGAUCAUCGUCCGGACAGUAUUACAACGGUGGAGAAAAUCAAGAAUAUGGAGUCGUUGCGGCUGAUCAUGAAAUGAUUAUGGAAGAAGAAGAUCAAAACGAGUGCAAUAGUCUCGGAAGCUUCUAUGUGAAAGUGAACAUGGAAGGAGUUCCUAUUGGAAGAAAGAUUGAUCUCUUGUCCCUUAAUGGUUACCAUGAUUUGAUCACAACUCUCGAUUACAUGUUCAACGCCUCAAUCCUUUGGGCUGAAGAAGAAGAGAUGUGUAGUGAGAAGAGUCACGUGCUAACGUACGCAGACAAGGAAGGUGACUGGAUGAUGGUGGGAGAUGUUCCAUGGGAGAUGUUCUUGUCUAGCGUGAGAAGACUGAAGAUCUCAAGAGCUUAUCACUACUGAUUUUUUUUUUUUUUUGAAAAAGCAAAAUGGAAUCUAGGAUUGACCAAUACAGUGGGGAGAAAAAAGUUAGUUUUUUUUAUCAUGAUGUAAAUCACUUGUCGGAGAUUUAUUCAAAAUUUUGUUUCUUUCUAGUUGAUUGCGUUGUAUUAAUCGGUUGUAACUUGUAAGGAGGAAAAACUUUUAGACCAUUCUUAAGAUUAAAUCUAGUAUGAAUCGAUUUGGUGCACUACUAAUUUCGGUUAGUUAUCGGAUUUAAUCAAACCUAUCUUUCAUUUACUUUAAAAAAAAGGCUUCAGUUGUUUUUCUA